Molecule: messenger RNA, 543 nt
Organism: Rotaria sp. Silwood2
Lineage: Eukaryota; Metazoa; Rotifera; Eurotatoria; Philodinida; Philodinidae
Source: the annotation of a GenBank genome assembly
AUGGAUACAAUCAAUUAUUAUCCAUCCGAUACCACAAUUGGUGGUCUUCUGUUUAGUAAUUACAUAUCUGAAGAAAUUCAUCGUUUAAGUGUAAAAGAAUUAACAUCAUCGCAAGCAAUUGAUCGUCUCGGUGCAUCAGUAUUCGGUGGUUCAUAUGAUUUAGCAUUAGGACCAUUUGAUAAAAAUGAUCGUUGUUUUACUUGUGGUCAAGGAUUUGUUGCUUGUCCAGGACAUCUUGGACAUAUAUCUCUCGUUUUACCUCUUUACAACCCAGUUUUCUUUCGAAAUCUUGUUCAUGUUCUGCGUGGUUGUUGUCUUUAUUAUCAUACAAUUCAAUGUUCAAAUGCAGAAAAAUAUUUAUUUAGUAUGCAAAUGCUUUAUUUAAAACAUAGUCAAACUAAUGAAAUAGAUAAUUUGCAAUCCAUUUAUAAAACAUGGGUAUUAGAAAGAAAAUCUUUAGAUACAUUUUAUGAACAGAUCAACGAACAUAUGAAAUUAAAUCCACCAUCAUCAACUAAAAUAGAAUCAACAACAAAAAAUUGA